AUGGACAUCGACUUACUCCAGUCUCUCUUUGAUAAUCACGGCGUUCAAGGUUUACUGGAUUCCGGUCUGUCGCUGGAAGAGGUCCUAGCCUACGCAACCCUUGCCGACCAUGCACCGUCCAUACGUGAUUGUCUCAACGCUGGAGCCAAAAUCACGUACGAAAUCAUGGAAAAUGCGCAUAUAGGGGGUGGAUAUGAGACUUACCAACUCCUUGUUCCCGCAGGGCUGGAUGUUAAUCAUUUUGGACAUCCAGGGGGACCGUUGACGGAAGCAGUCAUGGCUGGCGACGUGGCUUGGAUCACAUUCCUUCUUCAAUCUGGCGCGAACCCGGAUGUUGGACCCCUCGCUGGAUCGGAUGCUCUAGAAAUCGCGAUCAAGGAAAAGCUUCCUUUGACAGCUGGGGGCAAGCCCCCAAACCCCCAGGCCUCGCUGCGCUCGAGGGAUCCGGAAACUACUAAAUCCUUUACUCUGAUUAGCUAG
Rhinocladiella mackenziei CBS 650.93 is the source of this 480-nucleotide messenger RNA. RefSeq lists its product as uncharacterized. The transcript has a single exon. Bases 1 to 480 code for a protein of 159 amino acids. The record is from RefSeq and is a predicted model, not a curated record. NCBI's taxonomy places the organism in Eukaryota, Fungi, Ascomycota, Eurotiomycetes, Chaetothyriales, Herpotrichiellaceae.